CAACUUAGGGUAUUUCACUACUCACUGAGGUCUACAAGAUACAAGUAGUCCGAGUUCAAAAGCGAUUUAUAACCUCAAGAGAUUCCCUCGUGAGACUAUCUUAGAAGUAAGUUCAAGCGAAUAAUGUGAUCGACUUAAACUGCCAAACUGCGUUUUUCUUGUAUGUUUGAAUAAUAAUACGCUAUUUAAAGAUUCUUAAAAUAGGGCAUAAGGUAUUAGUUUAGAUUUCAUACAGCAAAAGUAAAAAAAACGAGACUAUAUUAUGUAAGUAAGUAUUCAAGUUUAAACAAGAGAUCAAGGACAAAUAUACUCUUAAUAAUCAGCUGUGUAAUUCUACAUAAGUAUUUGUUUUCUAUUCCUUGGUUUGUUCCAACUAACAAAAAUCCCUUAAAAUCGAACUGACUUAACUCAAUAUAGAAAGAAAGGCAACAUUUUUUCGUCAAAAUAAAAAGCAGAAAAAGGAUUAUUAUGCAGCAACCGUGUUUUUCAAAAAAAUGUAAUGACCAUUAAAGAAUGAAAAAACAAAAAAAACGUUAGUCAUCAUUUUAAAAGUUAGUUUCUGUUAUAAAAUGCCGAGGAAAAUAAGAUUUCGCUCUCAAAUGAGUGGUCUUAGUUAAUAUCAUUAAUAAAAUAAAAUAUUAUAGCUGAGAGUUUACUCAUGAGAAAAAUGAAGGAAGAACAGAACUGUCGGUCGAGGAGUUUUGGUACUCUUUGACCAGACAAAUUCAUUGGAUGUCAUUUGGUCUAAAAACGCAAAAUAAAACGAUUUGUCAUUGUCAGGUUUACGAUUUUUGGAGAAGGCGGAAUUUGCAAUCUCAUAGCUGUAUAAACCGUUUCUUUUUUUUUAAUUGAGAAAUAAAUGAAAAAUUUUUCUAAGUGAUUCCUUCUAAUGUAUGUGUCGGUUAGGAAUGUGUUGUAUCAGAAGGAGGUAGCAGACCAGUACUAAAUACUUUUUUGCGAAGGAUCUCCAAAAAGUUUGUUCUAUGCAAUUGCCCAAAUGAUCUUUCACAAUGGAAUACCAAAUAAUCUAUUGCUAAAUUCUGCAGUGUGCAACUAAAUCACAUAAAAAACAAGAUGUUUUGCGAGAAUCGUAAAUAUUUUAACAUUGAAGUCAUGGUAACAUCAACGGUUAUAUCGGUGCGCUCUGUACUCCUCGGGCAUAAUCAUCUUGACUAAUACCAUUAAUCCAAAAAAUUCGAUGCAUCAUCAUAUCCUUUGUAAUUACUUCAAUGAGAUUCAAUUCAACAUAUUACAUAUAUACUCUACUUUAGGCGAUUUUGCACAAGAAGAACCAGAGUUGGAAGAGAUAUUCAAUGGAACUCAAAAACCAUAUGAGCCAUAUAUCGAUAUAGAAGAAACAACAAACAUAAAUGAUGGGGUAUUUGGCGAACCGACACAUGAAUCACAAAAAUGUGCUGUUAAACAGUGUAUCACGAGUAUGGACGCUGAUGCAACAGCAGCAGAUAUCUCAUUUAUUAUUGAGCAACUUAUCGAGGAGUUAAAAGAAAUGGAAAAGAAAUAUGCAAAAGACACCAUCGGUAACAGCACUGAUUCUGAAGCAAGUGGCCAUAAACAACCUAGAGCCGAAGAUGACUCGCGUGAUCAUGUUUGUACAAACAGAUGUGAAACAUCAGUUUCAGAUAAUAAUAUGAACAAUUUGAACAACAAUGCAUCUAACGAUCAUGUUUGUACAAACAGAUGUGAAACAUCAGUUUCAGAUAAUAAUAUGAACAAUUUGAACAACAAUGCAUCUAACGAUCAUGACCUAGAUCACACAUUACCAAUUGGAGAAUUUUCAAUUGAAAAUAAAACAGCCAUUGGAGUAGUUUCUAUUGUAGGCGGUAUAUUUCCCACAUUUCGGCCACAAAAUAAAUCCGAUUGUUUUCCUCGAGAUGGUCCAAACGCCGGAAAACCACAGCCACCACAACAUAUAAAAAACAAAGAUAAUAAGGGUUUUAUUACACUAGAAAUAUCUGGAAUACCUGACAACGAGGACAAUUUGGUACUGCAAUUGGCUCAUGUAACCGAAUUGUACAACGGACAGCUGCACAUACAUGCAAAUAAGAUUCAAAGAGACAAUAAAAAUUCAAGAGUAAAAGAUAGAAGUACCUUAAUGACGCCCUCUGAAUUGAUUAACACAUUUCAAUUGGAGAAAUCACGGUACGCUUUCACAGUAUGUCGAUAUCGUGGCUCAAAACAAUUGAACAACAAUUGUAAGUCAGAUACACCAUGUACUGUCGAUAUAAAAGAAGAAGAACUUGAAUAUUUAACCAAUACUGUAAUAUCGGCAAUGACGAUGGAGGAAAUAGAUCGACAGAGAAUCAUUACUCGAAUUCGUCAUCAGCCAUCGAGUACUCAAAUACCAACAAGAAAACGUAAAAGUACUGUGCUUUUACGAAAGACUACUAAGAAAGUCUGUACAUCUGAAAUAAAUAAGAAUAAUCAAGAGUGA
Didymodactylos carnosus is the source of this 2452-nucleotide messenger RNA. The record is from the annotation of a GenBank genome assembly. NCBI's taxonomy places the organism in Eukaryota, Metazoa, Rotifera, Eurotatoria, Philodinida, Philodinidae.